CUUGUUGAAAGCAAUAGGAAUGGUAAGGGUGGCAGAAUGAGGAAUUCAAGAACUAAACUCACUACGGUCUGUAUGGCCAGAACGUUUAUUAAAUGAGGCGGUUAAAAUAGCAGAAAUGAUGGUGUAAUCUGGGUAUGGGAACCGGGAAAUAUAGCAGAACCAGAACAGGCCAUUCUGUAAACCCACCCUUUAGAUCAAAAAGGAGAAGCAGUGUGUGCGUAAUGAUUCUUGAAGCGAAGAACAUUAACCAUGCAGUUAUGCAGGCAGUCUCAUCAAACACCCUUCUGUCGUGUCUGUUGGCUACUGCAGCCUUGGUCGCAUUAGGCUGGUACAUGAAGGACUCUCUGAAAAUUGACAAUAUCGAGGAUAAGUAUGUCUUUGUGACCGGCUGCGACAGUGGCUUUGGCAAUCUGCUCGCCCGGCAGCUCGAUCGGAAAGGUUACAACGUGGUCGCUGCAUGCCUGACGGAAAAGGGCUCGUCGGAUCUACAGGCCUCCGCUAGCUCCAGACUGAAGACCAUUCUGCUCAAUGUCACAGACAGCGCCUCCAUUGACAAGGCUGUGGAGCUGGUGCGUGCCGAGGUCGGGGAGAGAGGUCUUUGGGGUUUGGUGAACAAUGCUGGGAGGUCCAUACCCAUCGGUACUGCAGACUGGAUGCAGAUGGAAGACUUUAAAAAGGUCCUGGAUGUGAACCUCGUAGGGUUGAUCGAGGUCACCCUCAAACUCCUUCCGCUGGUGAAGAAGGCCCGAGGCAGAGUGGUUAACAUGUCUAGUGUCCUUGGGAGACUGGCUAUAGUUGGGGGGGGCUACAGUGUGUCCAAAUGGGGCGUGGAGGCCUUCUCAGACAACCUGAGGAGGGACAUGCGGUUUUUUGGGGUGAAAGUCAGCAUCAUUGAACCUGGCUAUUUUAAAACGGGGGCAACUGAUAUGGAUGCGAUUGAGGCAGAUCUUUGGCGAAUGUGGAACCAGCUACCAGCAGAGGUCAAGUCUUCGUAUGGCGACCGCUUUAUGGAAAAAUAUUUGCAAAUACAGCGUUAUCGCAUGGACAUGCUAUGCAGCACAGAUCUCUCCAAGGUGACUUGGUGCAUGGAGCAUGUCCUGACAGCCCGACACCCCAGGACACGCUACGCCGCUGGCUGGGAUGCUAAGAUCAUAUGGAUUCCUCUCUCCUACCUCCCUUCAUCCAUAACAAGCUUCACCUUGAACAUUCUCCUCUCACCCCAUUUCAGAAAAUGAGCAACGGUCCCAUUGGCUAUGCUGAUCAGUGUUCUUCAAAAGUGUUCUUGUCUUAACGUGCUGUAGCUUAAUGCGUGUAUUUCCUCCACGGAUUUCAUUCAUGAAAGUGGAUAAAAAUGAGAAUUAAAAACAAAUAUAUAAUCUUCGGCAUAAAAUAAAUUAAUUGCGGGUAUAAAUAAAUAAAUCCUUCCCAUAGAUAAAUAAAUAAAUCUGAGAAUUUUAUUUACGCCAAAGAUGUAUGUAUUUACGUCCUCGUUUAUUUAUUUCCAGAUUUGUUGAAGUAUGAGGCACCUAGUGUUCAAUCUGUUCAGCUACUUCCCAAUGCACCUUGUGGAAGCCAUUGUGCGACUAGAGACAAGUUAAGACAACUAGUUAAUCUCUUACUAUUGCUUCUGCCUGGUUUACCUGUCUGACCAAUAGUGAUUUAGAAUGGUGUUAGGGCUGCCCACCUCCUUAACAUAUUUAUCUAUAAAUAAAUAAAUCAGGAAAUUAAAAAAUACAUAGUUAACCUAUUAUUCAUUCAUUUAUUAUAUAAAUGAAUUUAUUAUUCAUUUAUUUAUUUUAAGUGACGUUUCCUCUUCCAUAAAGACGAAAUAAUAGCGAUUCUAUUUUGAGUGACCAUUUCACACCCUUAGAUUAAUUGUGUAGAUGUUUAACUCAGUUUAACGUUAUCCCCAAUAAAGUGUAGCACAUAACAAUGGUUAUCGUAAGUUUUUCCUGAUAAACAAGUAACAUUUCUUUAAUGGGGUUGACGCUAAGCUACCUGCUGUAUUAUAUUUUGGGAAAUAAAUCCAGUAUUGCUCCCAGCUCCCCCUACUGGCCAAACAGUGCUAGACCCUGAGACCAGGGCAACAUUCAGGAGAUUCAAUGAUAAAAUAAGAAAUUUAUUAGA
Messenger RNA from Brienomyrus brachyistius, 2127 nucleotides. It is a transcript of the gene rdh1, whose product is annotated as retinol dehydrogenase 1. Bases 135 to 1235 code for a protein of 366 amino acids. The record is from RefSeq and is a predicted model, not a curated record. Gene Ontology annotation, molecular function: oxidoreductase activity. The transcript has 6 exons. Lineage: Eukaryota; Metazoa; Chordata; Actinopteri; Osteoglossiformes; Mormyridae.